This is a messenger RNA of Cherax quadricarinatus, 1745 nucleotides long. NCBI's taxonomy places the organism in Eukaryota, Metazoa, Arthropoda, Malacostraca, Decapoda, Parastacidae. The record is from RefSeq and is a predicted model, not a curated record.
UGUGUGUUGUGAGGGAGGAGUAGGUCACGUGACCAAUACUUCCGGAGUGUUGUGGUUUGAGUCUUGUUAUUCUGAGUGUUUAUGUGUCUGGUGUGUGUUUCUUGUGUGUACACGUCUCCUCUACCUCACACACACACUUAGUGGCCACCUGUGGCCCUCACCUGGCCACCUCACACCUUCCCCGUCACUCCUCCAGCACCUACACAUAGGCCGCCCAGGAGAGGCCUACACAUCCACCUGUCAAAAAGUUUUUCCAAACUCAUUAAGGUGUUGCUUGAGUGUGAGGUGCUGGGCUUGACGUCCACCACUCAGGGAUAGUUGAGGGUAGUGUAGGGGUAAUAUAUAGUGAAGAUGCCCACACAGACACCCAGCAGCAAGGUGGCUACGGGAGAGCCAGCAGAAAUUCGUGUCAAAAUCGCCUAUAGUGGAGAAGUCUACAUCACCUACAUCCAGCCAACACUUGAGGUUGAGGCGCUUGAGCAAGAGAUCCGUGCCAUAUGCAAGUUUGAUCCCACCCAAGUGUUCACCGUCAAGUGGGUUGAUGAGGAAGGUGACCCUUGUACUAUCUCAUCGCAGCAAGAGCUGGAUGAGGCGGUUCGUCUUUAUGAUCUUAACAAGGACUCUGAGCUAGCAAUUCAUGGUGAGUACAGUACUGUAUAAUCUUUAUCUUAAUUCUUCAUGUAUUGUACUGUAGGUAAUAUUAAGAGUCCUUAAACUACACUUCCUGGAAAUCUGAAGAGGUUGGUUCCAGAUCAGCAAUGAAACUAAAUGUGUUUCAUUCACUGCUCAGUCCAAGAGAGGGUGACUAGUAAGUUUACUCCCAGUCAUUUAACUCUUGAUAAUUUUGCUCCCAGUAAUUUAACUUCUAAUCAGUUUUAUUGCCAGUAAUUUCACUAUGUAGAAAUAAAUACAAUAAUAAAAAAUUAAAACAUAAAACCAUUUAUCUGAACCACUUCUUGAAACAUUAAAAGCAUAUUUAAAACAUUGUUUAAAAUAAUAUAUGGUUAGGUUAGAUUAGGUUAGGUUACGUUACAUUUUGUUAGGUUAGAUUAGGUUAUAACAAGUUUUUUUUUAACACCCCAGCCAUCUCCCACUGAGGCAGGAUGACCUGAAAAAGAAGAAGAAACCCUUUCGCCAUCAUCCACUCAUAUCACUGUUUUGCCAGAGGCAUACUAAUACUAUGGUUCAGAUUCCCCUCCAGACUGUAAAUAUCCCCACCCCUCCAGAGUGCAGGCACUGUACACCUCACCCAGAACUUGAGUCCAGCUAACCGGUUACCCAGAAUCCCUUCACAGAAAGUUACCUUGGUCUCAUACCAACAGCUCGUCAUGUUACGGCAAAAUGUCCAUAAGUUAGUCCACCUGGGUGUGCAUUUUGUGCUGGUCAUGAAUCUAGAAGUUUUGACGAUAAAUCAUCUGUGUGUUAAUUUUUACCCCUGAAAUACUCCUCAGCGUGAAAUUCAUCAUUUUGUAUCUAGCUCUGACUGUCCAGGAAUGGUGCUGCAGCUUCAUAAAUUAAUGGAAAAUAAAUUUACAGCCUCAGAAAUCCUCAGACUCCUCAAAACCAUUGAAGAUGGAAUUUUUGAACAUCCAUUCAGUAAGAAAUAAAUUAUGCAUGUUAUUAAAGUUUUUAAUGAGUUUUCUCUUGAUAUUCUGUUUUUGACAGAAACAUGGUUGUCGGAAUCUGACAGAGCACUUGUUGCAUUCGCUCUCCACAGGUCCUUAUCAGUUUAUCAUAUUUCCUGG